CAAUGUUGUCGCCCAUAUUGUUAGGGAAAUAUUUCUAGUAGAGACAGUAGCGAGUAAUAACUCUUUGGUCAGCGAAAUUUAUCGCCUUUUGGGUUGUGUUUGAUUGAUGUUUAGAGAAAAUUCUUGGAUGAUUUGUGUCUACUGCCAUGACUGAGCCUGACUACCCUCGGAGAGGAAUUUCCUUCCAAUGCGGCUUGGCAAGGGAAACAUAUGGAUUUGAAGGAAAGGAUCUGUCGGCGCUAAGGGAACUGGCACAUUCGUUCCUCGAUCAAAAGUUCCCAGAUCACUCUUGCAUUGGCAUAGCAGACAAAGUUAUCUUGUUCAUUCACAACUAUUCUGCAACAAACAUAUUGGAGAAGUUAACUAGUGUGGAGCAGUUACGCGAAGGCUCUGUUAUUGAAGUUGUUGUUUCAGCAAAAGUCCCAGCGGAUGAGACUAUUAUUCGUCCUCACAUGCUGAUUGUUCAUUCAUACAGAUCUCCAACGUUUUGUGACUUUUGUGGUGAGAUGCUUUUCGGCCUUGUAAGACAAGGAAUCAAAUGCGAAGGAUGUGGUGGCAAUUAUCACAAGAAAUGUGCAUUCAAGAUACCAAAUAAUUGUUCAGAUUCAAGACAUCGCAACAGUGUUUCUGGAUUAAGCAUUGCUCUACAUUCAAAUACUCUUCCGAGGCCAGCUUCUCAGAUUGGUGGCCCAAAUGAGUCAACAUUGGUGAUCCAACACUCCAAUUCUUUUAACGAGAGCCUCCCUUCUUCACGAGACAGAAGGGCAACUUGGAGUGGUCGUCCGAUAUGGAUCGACAGAAUGCUCUCUGGUAGAGUCCAACUACAAAUACCUCAUUCAUUCGUGGUUCAUUCCUAUAAAAAGCCAACAGUGUGCCACUUCUGCAAAAAAUUGUUAAAGGGCCUAUUUCGUCAAGGGUUACAGUGUAAAGAUUGUAAAUAUAACUGCCACCGAAAGUGUGAGAAGUUUGUUGGCAAGACCUGCUUGGGUGAGGGAGGAAUGUUAGAAACAGGGUCUCUUGGAUCUUCUGACUCGGGUGCCAUUUCUGAAAAUUUGUCAGAAAUGGACCUUUCAAAUGACAUUCCAAAUGAACAAGAGUUUAGUGAGAACGAAACAGAGGUUGAGUCAGCAAGUCGCAGUAGUCAAGAAGACUUUGAACCAACUAGUCCCUCAUCACCAGACAAUGAGUUGCCCCAGCUGACUCCAACAAUGAGCAACAAUAUUCCACUCCAGCGGAUUGUUGUAUCUGUGAAGCAUACCAAGAGAAAAGGAUCUAAAGUGUUGAAACAGGGAUGGAUGGUGCAUUUUACCAGCAAGGAUACAUUGAGGAAAAGACAUUAUUGGAGAUUAGACACAAAGUGUUUGACACUAUUCCAAGAUUCAACAAGCAGCAGAUAUUACAAGGACAUUCAACUGUCUGAAAUACUGUCUGUUGAUUCGAAUAUCGACCCUCUGGCGACAGAUGCUACUCGAGCUCCACACUGCUUUGAAAUGAAGACAAGAGACACGGUGUACUAUGUGGGGCAAGUUGAAGAGGAGAACGAGACACCAGACCCCGACAGUGGUGUUGGGGCGGUGGCUGGACAGGCCUGGGCCAGUGUCACGCGCUCUGCUCUGAUGCCAGGUUGCGUGACACCGACAACAAGUGUUUGCCCUGCAAGCAACAAUGUCAGUAGUCCUGAUGUGGAGAUGGAAGUUACUGAUGAAGAGGAGAAAGUAAAAGAUGCUCCACUGGAUAUUAGUCAGCUUUACCAAGUAUUCCCUGACGAAAUACUUGGUUCAGGACAGUUCGGAAUUGUCUAUGGAGGAGUUCAUCGUGAAAGUGGACGAGAUGUAGCCAUCAAAGUCAUUGACAAACAACGUUUUCCCACUAAACAAGAGGCGCAGUUGAAGAAUGAAGUAGGAAUUCUUCAGCAUGUCAACCACCCAGGUGUAGUGAAUUUAGAAGAGAUGUUUGAAACCCCCGAAAGGGUGUUCGUAGUCAUGGAAAAAAUGCGAGGCGACAUGUUGGAACUUAUUUUGUCCAGUGCCAAGGGAAGAUUGGAUGAGAGAUGCACAAAGUUCCUCAUAACACAGAUUUUAGUGGCGCUUAGAGAUUUACACAGCAGAAAUAUUGUUCACUGCGACUUAAAACCGGAGAAUGUGUUGUUGUCGUCAAUAUCAUCUGAAUGUGGUUUCCCACAGGUGAGGUUCCGUCUGAGUUCAGUGUUGUUCUUUUGGAAAUGA
This is a messenger RNA of Stylophora pistillata, 2225 nucleotides long. Its product is annotated as serine/threonine-protein kinase D3. Gene Ontology annotation, biological process: phospholipase C-activating G protein-coupled receptor signaling pathway; protein phosphorylation; intracellular signal transduction. Gene Ontology annotation, cellular component: cytosol. NCBI's taxonomy places the organism in Eukaryota, Metazoa, Cnidaria, Anthozoa, Scleractinia, Pocilloporidae. The record is from RefSeq and is a predicted model, not a curated record. Gene Ontology annotation, molecular function: ATP binding; protein serine/threonine kinase activity.